CUGCUUAUUGUUCUCCGCCAUUUAUAUAUCUUUUUCUCGUAUCAACUCCACGUAGUGCAGGCAGCGGCCGAUCGGCGAUGCGCCGAGGAGGAGGAGGAGCUCCGUUUCGCCAUUAAGAUCGGAGAGAUCUAUCGAUAAGGGAUCGUCUGUAGUGGCAUCGGAAGAGGAAGCUCGAUCUCGAUGGCGGACGAGGCCGCCGAGGCGAUCCACUCCGGCAACCAACCCCGGGACCGACAGGACAUGAGCUUCCCCUUCGUCACGGAUCUUCCUUCUUCUUCCUCCUCCUCAUCCCAAUCCAUGCACGGAAGCUUCUUCAUGUACUCGAUCAACUGUUUUUUCCCGUUGUAUGUAGAUUUCAUAAAGAGUUUUCUUCUUGCGCACGAAAUCAACUGCUCGUGAUUUGGGAUAUUUCUGUAGAUGAAGAUUUAGUUUGUUCUUUUUGUUCGAAACUAACUCCUUGGAUUAGGAUGCUUUGUUGGCCACAUAUAUAGCGAAGAAAUUGAAACUUUUGUCCUUUCUGGUGUUGUUCGCUAGCACAAUAGUCUUCAAUUUGGAAAAGCAAGGAGAUUGGACCUUACGAUCUAGGAGAGUUGGAUCAAGCUCUAUUCAUGUAUUUAGAUGGGCAAGAUCAUUCAGCAUCACCUCAAGAACAAAGACAGACGUUGAAUAUUUUUCCUUCUCAGCCCAUGCAUGUACAGCCUUCCACCAAGGUUGGAAUUGGCUCCCAAAAGCCUUCAGAGUUUACCAUGAACUCCACCAUUAAAGAUGCUCCUCCAUCAGCAGUUGUCAAGGAAGGAGGCAGGAAAGGCACAAGCACUGGUCCAGAUCACGAAGAAGGCCCCAAGACACCAGACCCUAAGAUAUUGAGAAGGCUUGCACAGAAUAGGGAGGCAGCUAGGAAAAGCAGGCUUAGGAAAAAGGCAUAUAUACAGCAACUAGAGAACAGUCGGAUCAAGCUUACUCAGCUUGAACAUGAGCUUCAAAGGGCAAGAACUCAGGGUUUGUUGUUGGGUGGUGGAGCUGCUGUUCUUGGGGACCAAGGCUUCCCUACCACCAUUAGUGGUCUCAGCUCAGUAGCCGCCAUGUUCGACAUGGAGCACAUGCGAUGGCUGGAAGAACAGCACCGGGUGAUGUGCGAGCUCCGGGCGGCGGUGCAGGAGCACCUGCCGGAGACCGACCUGCAGAUAUUCGUCGACAGCUGCCUCGCACAUCUCGACCAGUUGACGCAGCUCAAGUUCCUUGUCAUCAAGUCCGACGUCUUCCACCUCAUCUCCGGCACCUGGUUGACCCCCGCCGAGCGCUGCUUCAUGUGGAUCGCCGGUUUCCGCCCCUCCGACCUCAUCAAGAUGGUGUUGAGGCACAUCGAGCCAUUAACGGAGCAGCAGAUAGUGGGCGUCUGCGCGCUGCAGCAGUCGGCGCAGGAGACGGAGGAGGCGCUCAGCCAUGGACUCGAGGCGCUCAAUCAGUCCGUCUCUGCCGCCAUCGCCGCCGACGCCCUGAGUUGCAACAGCCUCAACGUGGCCGACUACAUGGGGCAGAUGACCGUCGCCAUGGACAAGCUCGCGGCCAUGGAGGGCUUCGUUAGACAAGCGGAGAACUUGAGACAGCAGACACUGCAGAGGCUUCAGCAGAUGCUGACGACGGCGCAGAUGGCGCGAAGUUUGCUGGCCAUCGCCGAGUACUUCCACCGCCUUCGCGCUCUCAGCUCGCUUUGGCUUUCCCGGCCAAGGCAACAAGACUUCAACUCCUGACUCCACCCCAUCGAGACGGAGACGGAGACGGAGACGGAGACGGAGACGGGGCAUGUGUCAUGUCCUUGUAAGUGUGUAUUAAUUAAACUUGAUUAAUUUGCAAAAAUAACGACACAAUUAUUUAAUAUAUAUUUCAUCUACUAAA
This is a messenger RNA of Zingiber officinale, 1896 nucleotides long. RefSeq names its product bZIP transcription factor TGA10-like. The transcript is spliced from 11 exons. Gene Ontology annotation, biological process: regulation of DNA-templated transcription; DNA-templated transcription. Bases 609 to 1751 code for a protein of 380 amino acids. Gene Ontology annotation, molecular function: DNA-binding transcription factor activity; sequence-specific DNA binding. The record is from RefSeq and is a predicted model, not a curated record. NCBI's taxonomy places the organism in Eukaryota, Viridiplantae, Streptophyta, Magnoliopsida, Zingiberales, Zingiberaceae.